Molecule: messenger RNA, 1866 nt
Organism: Dicrocoelium dendriticum
Lineage: Eukaryota; Metazoa; Platyhelminthes; Trematoda; Plagiorchiida; Dicrocoeliidae
Source: the annotation of a GenBank genome assembly
GCGUAUCGGAUCUACUACGGUUGCUACUUGGACCAUUACACCUUACAGUUUCGAGUCCGACGGUCUGCCUUCACACCGAUAGUGAGCGCGCCCCAGCAAUGGUAGAUGACAAUUUAUCUCCGGACGAAAAGAUGACUAUCGGAGCUAGAUUGGCUAUGCUUGCUCCCCCCUGUGAAUUUACGGAAGUCCUGGAAGACGUGCGUGUUGUUACCGGUGACAGCGUAACGAUGCAAAAGAAGUUGGCUGCAGCUGCUGCGCAACACAACAAGGACCAGUUAAUUCCCGUUAAGCUACCGAAUGCAGAACAUUCGUCGCUGUUGAGUGUGCAUGGCGAUCUAGGUGGUGGUUACUUCCUUUGUCCAAGGAAGCAUGUUUCAUUUCACUUUGAUCAUCUGAAAGGCAUUGUCAGUGAUGUAAAAUCUUUGGAACCCAAUGACGCUGAUGGCGGCAGUAUAGCAGCCGAGAACUGGCGGCACUGUCUAGAGUUUGAAUUGACAAACUACACCUUAGAACAUUUCCCUGCAGGGACAGUUGCUGUUUACGCGCCUUCAAGCUGUAACGGCGGCCAUCGUUUAAUCGCCUGCCUUGAAUCCCACUUUUGUAAACACCAGUCCACGGGUCGAUGGCGUUCGGAAUGGGUGAUCAAAUUACCUGAAAAUCCAGGUUCCGCGUCCAUCUCCGUUCACGGCGUUCUUAAAGUUCAGACCCAUCUGUACGAGGAGGGCAAUGUUCAGCUGAUAUCAUCCAAGGAAAUUGACUUUUCCAUCGACGCUUCAGAGCCAAAGCUGUUUGCGAAAGAAUGCGUUCGACUGAUUAAAGAAGCUGAUGUAACUUAUCAAAUGGCCGUCGGGGAGAACUUUAAAACGAUGUCAGAUACCACAUUUAAAGCUUUGCGUCGACAGCUUCCCUUAACCCGAUCCAAAAUUGACUGGAACAAAAUUAUCACCUAUCAGGUCGGCGGUGAAUUGGCGCGCGCAUCGUAAUGCAUCCAUCUCAGUGAAUUGCCUCUGUCGGUGGCCUCCGCAUGGGGUCUAUUACUGCUGUGUUUCCGACAUAUUUUUCUGCUGCUACUCUCUAACUUUCAAGUUUAUUUCCUCUGUUAUGUACUAGAUCGCGCGUUUUUCUUCAUCCUUGCCAAUUGCAACACGCCGUCAUUCUCCCUUCGCUUUUCCUUGAUUUCAUAGUCUGACGACCCCGGCUCCUUCAUGUGCAUGAGCGACAAGGUAUAACGGGCAAUUGUCCUUAAAAUGAGGUCAUCCUUUGAAUGUUUUUUUCCUUCACAUUGCAGACUACCAAAGCCUCUGUUGUUCAUGACCGUCUAAUUCUCAUUCCUGAUCAUAACUCCUCAAUCGCUCCUUAUUUUAGCGUCAGUUUUCAGGUGGCCGCAUCUGCCUCCCACUUGGCUUUUAGCAACACACACCAGUUUUGCUGUCCACCACAAUCGUAUGUUUUCCUGCUUUGCGACAGUCCUGUAGGAGCAUGUACUGUGUUCAGCCCUUCACUAUUCUGCGUGCAACUGUAAUACGCCUGAUUUUGUGUAGCACAACUUCGAGAAUGCACACUGUUUACAUGAAGGAUUCCGCGGACACCUGCUUACAAUCGAGCCCUGCUCGCUUUUCUUAUGCAAGCGUUCUUCCUUGUGAUACUUCCUCCAAUUAAGCGUUGCCUCUCGUUAGUGUAACGCGUGGACAUUUAACUGGGUCACAGCAAAUUCACUGAUUUGAUGUUUCGUAGAAGGCGACUCACUCCUUGUCUAACUUUUAGAAUACCUUUUUCUGUUUACUUAAGCAUCACUGGUUUGACUCGAGUGGACUGUUUCCGGUUGGGCUUUUUCACCUGUUUUCAACGUUUACACCUUUUUGUUCU